Messenger RNA from Anguilla rostrata (American eel), 3822 nucleotides. It is a transcript of the gene plvapb, whose product is annotated as plasmalemma vesicle associated protein b. The record is from RefSeq and is a predicted model, not a curated record. Lineage: Eukaryota; Metazoa; Chordata; Actinopteri; Anguilliformes; Anguillidae. Gene Ontology annotation, biological process: regulation of vascular permeability; positive regulation of cellular extravasation. The coding region runs from base 224 to 1555 and encodes 443 amino acids. The transcript is spliced from 6 exons.
CGCUGGGAGUGUUUACAACUGCAGUCCACGCGCUUGGCUCAUUAAGGGCAGACAGCGUAGCGGCAUUCACUGACCUGGCAGGUGCUUUGGCUCUGGGGCUUUAACCCUCUGUUGACAUCCCUCCCUCACAGUAGGGGGUGAAUUUUAACUAACAAGAGCAACGUUUGCAGGGCCGACUGUUUCGUAAGUGUGGUUUCUGGUGCCACUUGAGAGAGAAACGGUUAUGUACAACAGUAGCUACUCACGAGCCAAGUUUGGGCUGGAAGCCAAGGACAUCCAAAAGUCCAAGGGAAAGAGCUGUGGCUACUACAUGAGGAUGGUCUUCUUCUUCUCCUCACUUAUUCAGUCCCUCAUAAUUGUCAGCCUGGUGAUCUUCCUGGUGUACGGCAAGUCCGAGCAGUCGGCAGAGCAGCAGCGGGUGCUGGACCUGGAGGAGAGCUUCAACAGGCUCACCGAGGACAUCCGGUUGCUCAAGCAACAGAAGGCUGAUCUUACGCAGCAGCUCAGCAAGAAAGUGGCUGAGAAGGGGAGUGCAGAAAAAGAGCUGGAAAAGACCAAGGUUGCGGCCAACAGCACAGCGAAACAGCUGUCUGACCUUCAGAAAAAAAUGACUCAGUGUGAAUCUGAUAAAAGAAGAGCAGAAAUGACCCGUUCUACCCCUGUCCAGUGUUCUGGAGCUCAGACCACAACUCCAAACAGUGAAGUGAAAAGCUUGCUGUCAAAGAUCCAACAUUCGGAAGCAAAGAUGAAACUGGUGGAGACCAACUUCACGCAGACGGUCCAAGACCUCAGUAUUGAACUGGACAGUGCUGUCAAAGCCAGAGAGGCACUGAGCUUGGAAGCAAUUGAGCUGAGGCGGGACAAGGCCAACCUCAAAGAACAGCUAGAGAAAUAUUCACUGAAGUGCAAAGAAGACUUUGUGAAGUCACUGGAGGGCAUCCCGACUGUCACCAAUGCAUUCCUGAAAAGGAUAGAAAACCUGUUCCCUCAAACACACACCUUCCACCUGACCUGCGACAAGCAUCAAGAGCUGCUGGACAGAAUCCGAUACAGUUGCUCCAGCCUGUCCCGAGAGAUCGAGGACAAGUUUCAGCACUACCUGAACAACGUGGGCAACAGGGUCGCUGAGAUCCAGGGCCAGAGCAGCCUGCUGCUGGUGCAGAACAGUCGCCUGACAGAGGGCGUCCAGCAGUGCCGGCAGAACCGCAGCAUGGAGGCCUCCGAGUACAAGCGGCUCCGCCAGGAGAUGCUGGACACCCACGACAAGCAGAUGGAGCAGGUGCUGAGGGAGCAGGGCAGGCUGCGCAGUCAGAAGAGCUUGCAGGAACAGUUGAUUACAGUGAAGGACGGAGAGAUCAGCACGCUGUCCAGCAAGGUCCAGAGCCUCAGUGCCAGCUGUGGCAAAGCAUCUGGACCAAAACCUGCCGGACUGCAUAGUGGCUUUCCAGUCCAACAGCAGCAGAAUACACCAAGUGGACAAGUCACGGCUCCCCGGAUAGAUACACCAACAGUGAGCAGAGCAGCCAAUGUGAACAAAGCAGUCAAGGAGCCGUGAGAGCCAGCAAAAACGGGUCCUGGAGUGUCUGGGUAACUCCCCACACAGUACUAGAUGAGAACAACAAAAGUCAUUUAAAAUCCCAUCUGCUCUGCUGUUGAGGUUGUUUAUUUAAACUCAAUUACUGUAACAAUAGGGAUAUUUUCAAUAAAAGUUGUGUGUAAAAAUUGUCUUUGUGGCCAUCUGCACAUUUGGACUGAAAAGACUAUGGAGAUGGACCACGUUGCAGCAAUCAACUUUGUUUUUGGAUUUUGUUGUAUUAUUGUACAGUAUGUGUGUAAAAUCUUUUUGUAUGUUAUCCCUUAGAGACACAGGCAUACAAAUGUUUAUACAAGUGAAAAACAAAACUAUUGUGACGUUAUAAACGGAACAUUUCUUAUUUAGGACCAAAAUAAGGGUAAAGGUUUUUGGGAGGGGUUCAACCCCAAAAGAAAAUACUCUGUGGCAGUUUCCCUAGGAAACCACUGUGAAUAAAAACACUUUUGAGGUGGUAUCCCUGGGAAUCCACCAUUCAUCAAAGGUCAAGCAGAAUCCAGUGGCAUCCUUGUGUAAAAUAGGCCAUUAUACUAUGCUCACUCAAGAAUAGUGUGGGGUGUUCUUUUCCCUCUGCGUUCAUCCAUUUUCUACCUCUGUUUUCCGUUCACUCAUUUUCAUCUUCAUAAUCACAUAACUGGAUAACAUUUUACUCAGAUCCCAUAUCCCCAUGUAGCUGGGAUUUGAUCUAAAAAUCAUCUAGUUCAUUAAAUCAAUGUAAAAACCCACUGAAACUAAGGAAAAGAUAAAAUUAAUAUGUGUAUUUCUCCGUUAUAAACUCAGGAAAGUACCCUUUUCAUGGUACUCUAGAUGUGCAGUGGUUUCUGUUGGAAACAAUCGUAUUUGGAGAGUGUGGCAUUGACUUUGCUACACUUGGCUUUUUAAAAAAAAACAAUAAUUUAAAAUGAUCAAUUGUAGCAUGUUAUAUAGUACUGGCACAAAUUAUGGAAACACUGCAUUUAUAAACACAGUUUGAUGAUUAAUGGUCAGCUCUAUUUCUCUUUUUAGCAUAAUAAAUGUAAUAUGUAAUGAGUAUAUUUACUGAUGGUCACUUCAUUACCUCUUGUGGUCAAGAAUAUAGCUGUUCCGAAUACAUUUUUACAGAUGAAAAUGGCUCUGAGAAACAAAAACAGGGCACAGAUAAACAUUUUAAGUGUACUAAAUUUCUUUGUUAAGUACAGUGUUUCCAUAACUUGUGCCAGUAUGUAUGGAUGCGAAUCAGACCACUUGUUUCAAGAUUCCAUCAAUUUAAAAGAUAUAAGGUGACAAAUGACUGUAGUAGAGGGUAUUUAAAAAAUUCUCCGUAUUUUAGGCAUUUUGUGACAUUACAGAAUGAUGAAGUUUAAAGGGAGCAAAAUUCAUAUUUUCUGUGCUGUGGAAAAUAAGUUGCAGUCAGGGGAGAGAGAGAGGGGGGGUUGUCAUUAGCAACCAGAGGGAGCCUAGCGUAUGUCUUACAUAGACAAGACUGAAGCCUGUACAACGCUAGGCAGGAGAGGCCCUAACCGUGACUCAGAUAAAAUGGAGUGCUCAACUUAACUUAGUGAAGUAAGACCGCAAAGGUUAUAAACAUGUAUUUGAUCUGCGCCAGGAGAGUGCUAAAUAUUGUGAGCAUAUUUUUGACAUAUAUUAAAAAAGUUGCUUAAAUAUAUUUUUUGAUGUGUGUAUUUUUGACGUGUUAGUAGAGUUGCUGUUAUAAACAUGUUGUUUUUAACUUGUAUUAGAAGACUGUUAAGGGUGUGAGAACUUUUUGUGACGCAAAGUUGACACAGACAAGUAGACAUCUGACAGAUAAGGAGAGUAUAAAAACUGGCACUGUAGAUUACUCAGUGCCGUGUGUGUGGAUUGGAGGCAGCCAAUCCACUGCAGGACGCGACCCCGGCGACGGGCGGACUCAGAAGCUGAAGGCUGCUAGCCCUGAAGCAAACGCCAAGCCAACGGCCAGCCGAGGCGUGUCCAAGACACGGACGGUAACCAGACCAGAAGCAAGCAAAGAAAGUCAACUUUCCCUGUAACAGAACCACUCAAACAGCUAACUUACUUACUACAUCAGUUUGAGUUGUGAAGUCUGUAUGCCUUAUUAAUAAUAUAGAAAUAUAUACCUAGGUGAAGUGUGUGUGUGCAUUGUAACCUUUACUUAGAAGCAUAGGUCUAUUGUCGUGUUAAUAUUAACUAAUAAGAUGGCUUAAUAGUGUGUGUAAAACAGCUUAAUAAAGUGUGAAGUGUGAGCAAUUGAA